Corylus avellana is the source of this 657-nucleotide messenger RNA. The record is from RefSeq and is a predicted model, not a curated record. NCBI's taxonomy places the organism in Eukaryota, Viridiplantae, Streptophyta, Magnoliopsida, Fagales, Betulaceae.
AUGGAGGAGGAGGACAUCUUUGAUUCCUCUCUGAAUCUGGAAGAAGCUCACUUCAAGGAAGGCUAUUCCGAGGGCUACGAGCACGGUCUAGUUACUUUGGGCUCAGAGGAUGGACAACAGGUGGGCUUGAAAGUGGGUUUCGAGACCGGGGAGGAGCUCGGCUUUUACGAUGGUUGCAUCCACGUCUGGAACUCCGCGAUUCAAGUGGAUCAGACUCGGUUCUCGGAUCAAGUCCAGAAGACGAUCAGGCAGAUGGAGGAGUUGGUGAAGAAAUACCCGGUUAUGGAUCCGGAGAACGAGAGCGUUCAGCAACUGAUGGAGGGCUUGAGGCUCAAGUUUAGGGCGGUUUCUGCGACUCUGGGUGUGAAAUUGGAGUAUGUUGGAUACCCAAAAACAGGACCAGAUUCUGGAUUCUAAGCAGAUUGAAUUUUGAGGUUUUUUUUCCUCCAUCUUCUAUUAUUUAUGUAUGAUUUGAUUUCUCGUACACUGCCCCUUCCCUUCUUUCUAAUGGGUUUCGAAUAUAAAAAUCAUUUAUUGGUACAUAACCUGACUGAGGUAAAUCCAUGAACUCAAUUCGGUUAUUCUUUCCUAGUCUUAAUAACCGCCUGAACCCUGAAUUGUCUUGUCUUAUGACUCAUCAAUCAGAUAGAUGAAUUU